Nomia melanderi (Alkali bee) is the source of this 5484-nucleotide messenger RNA. RefSeq lists its product as uncharacterized. Gene Ontology annotation, molecular function: DNA binding; zinc ion binding; ubiquitin-protein transferase activity. Gene Ontology annotation, biological process: positive regulation of transcription by RNA polymerase II; double-strand break repair via homologous recombination. Gene Ontology annotation, cellular component: BRCA1-BARD1 complex; nucleus; BRCA1-A complex. The record is from RefSeq and is a predicted model, not a curated record. Lineage: Eukaryota; Metazoa; Arthropoda; Insecta; Hymenoptera; Halictidae.
UAUCAGUGUUGACAAAUGUUGACAAGUGUUGACAAGUAUUGACAAGUGUUGUCAACUGUAGGAGUGUAGGUAAAGUGGUAAAAUGUAGGCGCGAAAAUUGUUACAAUUGUUACAACUGUUGUAAAAUACAAAGGAAAAAUGGAGCAAACUUUGUCUACCGUUGAGAAACUGUCAGAAGAGAUACAGAAUAUGCAAAAAUGUUUACAAUGUCCAAUUUGUCUACACACCAUAUCAGACCCGGCGAGGACCCGUUGCGGGCAUCGAUUUUGCCGGGAUUGUAUCCAAACUGUAUUGCAAAGCAAGAAUGCAGCCUGUCCAUUAUGCAACGCCGUUAUCCAUCGACGCAGUAUAUGCAAGGACGAGCAUAUGGAAAUUUAUAAAGAUAGAUUAGAAAAACUAAUACAAGCGAUACAAAAAGACUCCGGCAUCGACAUCUCGUUGUACGUGCCCAGAAAACGCAGCACCCGUGAAAGUUGUUCGUCGGAGAACACGGACCAACCAAGAUCCGACUCAGAAGACUCCAAAAUCCAACCGAGUUGCUCGUACGCUGUGCCGAAACCGCUAAAGAGACGGUCCGCUCCACAAUCGAGCAGUAAGGCGCAGAAACCGAGGCGAUCGCGGAACGGCAAAGUUAAAAAGGACAACACUGCCUGCCACAGCAACAUAACGAAGUACUUCUCGAACUGCACGUUGUCCGGGUUCGCGCCGUUGCCGACGAACGAGCAGGAUUAUUCAGACGACAACUCGACGGAGUUCAAGGUCCAAAGUUGGCUAGAAACUUUGUCGGCUACUAAGCAGUUCGAUGUUCCCAACCGAAUCGGGUCGACCGCUUGCGAUCUUGACGAUACGCUCACGUAUUCAGUCUCCCAGGACGGAGGGAACAAAGUUGACACAGCUGUGCACGAACCUAACCGUCCUUUGACCAGCAGAGAUGAUAAUUGCCCUCGCUACGUAACUCCGAGGCGACCUUCGAAGGAUCAAAAGCCAGGGACCGCUUCACAGAAAACGAUCAAGCCUGGGAAUCCCCCAGGAUCUUCCGAAACAUCGAACGCAAGAUCAAUCGAUAGACAGAAUCAACCGCAGCAAGCCAAUCGAAGGGUUAGCACGUCUACCAACAGGUCGAGCAGCAAGGAAAUCCCCCAAGAGCAGGCUCAGAAUCAAGAAAAGACGAGCGACGUUCACAAGACCUCUCCAUGCGAUUUGCUGCCAUCGAUGAAGAAGAAUUGGACGUCGGUGGUCCAGUUCGGCAAGGAGAUGCGCUCGAAAGGCGGAAGGCGGAAGAAGAAAUCGCUGAACGUCAGUAGAGAGAACAAGAACAAAAAGUCGGCGGACGAGGCCUCGAGACAGGAAGCCACGAAGAAGCGGGAACAACCGAAGAGGCGGGGAAGAAGAAGCGUGGAGGACACACGGGUCGCGGAUAACGACUGGAAUGAGGGAUUGCCGGCGCGCGAAGUUACGGGGGAACAAGGUCCCAGGGACAAGAAGAAUGGAUCGAUGUCGGAGAGCCAGCCUGCGAAGGAGUCGUCCUUUAUCAUGCUGGAUAAGGGCGAGGAGGUGCAUAUAAGAAAUUUGAACAGCCAUCAGAUGAACGACAUAAUCGGGGUCACGGCUGGAAGCCGAGCCGAAUUAGAGAUUGAAAAUCCGCCGUAUAAUCAGGUCGACGAGGAGGAAGAGUUCGCGAAGAAAUUAGGCUUGUGCAGAACCCCCAAGCGGGAUCAGCGCAGCAGAUCCCUUAUCGACGCGACUGCGGUUAGAGAAGCUGAAAACCUUGGUAGCCCAAUGAUGGAAAAUGUUUCCCCAUCAGGGACGGAAAGAAUCAAAGCGAACGAAUUAUGCUCGACGUCUAAUUUUCAAUCCUCAACCCCUCUUCCGAGCAGAUUGUCCUUGAAGAGACAAGGCGUCCAAUCGAGCGAUACCCAGAGCGCCGACUCGCGACUAAUGAGCGUAAAACGUGAUUUGAACCGGGAGAUCAUUCGGAGUGAAGAGGAGAGUACAGAUAAGAUUACACGGAUAUUAACAUUAGGAGCAAAGGAUAACCCUGAAGAAGGCUGUAAAGAUAAUCUCGAUGGCCCUAGAAGCGCCGCGGCACCGAGCACUUCGAAGAAUAAGAAACAAGAGGACAAGAGGAAAGGGAGUCACGGAGGCAAGGUCAUGUUCCAGAAGUUGGGCAAGGUUGUCAAGCCUCGCAGAAAGCGUAUUAUCUUCUUGUAUCUCGGGAGCACUAGGGGAAUGUUCUCAAAACGUCAAGAUUACGUCAAAGGAUUGCAAUCGCCGUGCAAUACAGUAGAGCUGAACGAACCCCAAAAAGCCUACCCUGAGAAGAGUUUCGGCAACAGUACUCGAAUCACGGUGAACGACAUGGAGGAGGCACGUGUCCAAGAAAAUCCAGCUAAAGAUUCUGAUACGAACACGAAAAGGGCAUCAAUGCCAGAGGAAGCACCGUUAAACGCAGAUCAACCGGAGAUAUCGGUUAACAAAGCGCCGGGGGUUCAAAGACAAACAUUCGACGCUGACAAAACAACAACAUCUAAAGCCACCAAUAAGGAUAACGACGCCGUCUCCAAGAACGUCGUCUCGACGACCGCAGCCAGCCAACUCUGCGACUCGAAUGACAUUCUGUUCGUCUCGCUCUACGAGAAUGAGGAAAGGGACAGCGUCCCGUUGCAUCGACCGGUACAGCCGGCUCUCAAGAGCGACGUGAAGAUGUUGACGCCGAAAAAGGACACUCAGCUGAAGCCGCUCUCCCCGAAGUCACCCACGGCGAGCACCGGGCAGGCCACGAGGCUCGCGCAACAGGGCCAAGAUAUCGGUGCCAAGAAGAGCAACUUGUCCGACGUGAAAGGCGUUCAUUCUAGGGCCCUCAUAAGGACCUCGCAGCGGAGAUCCGAGGGAUCGGAGAUCGCCGGUUCGCCGUGCAAAAAGAGAAAGAGGUCCGCCAGCCGAGAUAAUCCGGGACAGAUGAUGAAGAGGACGACGAAGGAGCGGGAUCAAACUGAAAAGGGCUCCCGUGACGGUUCCUUUAAAAGUUCGCACCGCAGGAACUCGGUUAAGGACUUAGCGGCUGAUAGUACGGACAAUGUUGACAAAAAGUAUUACAUUCUGCCGCCUGGCCAGAGUACCCGGUACACGGAUGUCGUGUCGGUCAGCUCGAACAGCGACACCGACGCUGAACACCACUUGCUGCAGGAUCAAAAGAGAAGAGUCUACAAAAGGAUCGUACCCAAGGCUGUCAGCUCGGACACGGACAGCUCGGACGUGAUUUGUUUAACCGAGCAGAAUAGAAACGUUACCCGAAUUAAUAACGAAGUAGGGCUUUCGCCGACGUCUAAACGUAAACGACCAAUCUCCCCGGAUUCCGAUUCUUACAACGACUUGAACACGAUCGUGAAUGAUUGGUCGAAGGACCUGAUGCCUACAGACAGGUUCAAUAAAAAGGGAAAACUGGAAGCUUCUUCAAGUGUGUCGAGCGUGUCUGACAAGAAAACCAAUGUAAGCGUGAAGACGUUGACUUUGAGCUCUUCUAGGAUACCAACCAGAUGUGCCGGUUUGCAACGCAGGCGUUUGCUUCAAUCGGAUACAGAGUCUAACUCUGAGAAAUCGAAUACAACGACGAAGAAAGGGUCGCUUAAUAAAGCCGAUUUCAACGAUGACUCGCCAGAUUUCGGAGCGAUCAUAGACAAAAUUAGAGGCAUGCAGACCGCGUCCAUUGCCUCCGACGAAAUACCAAGACAAAACGACAGGCAGUACUUGAUGCAGGAUAAUUUCGACGAGGUCAUUGCUAAUGUCGAUACGGAAAGUUUGGCUGACGAUUUCGGCGCACCUGUGAGAAGCACGUACGUGAUAAUGGAGAACACGCGGAAGGAACAACAUGGCGGUCGUCUUUUGUCAGCGAGCGAGGAGCGUCUUUGUAAUAGCUCCGAUAAGGAGAACAGGUACAAGGGGUCCAGCAAGGUGUACGACACGGAGAGCGACGAUGACAAAACCUUGACGCCAGAGUACAUACAAGCGGCCGGUAAAAGUUCGAGGAAAGAAGGCGAUAGAUCGAUCAGUGGACAGAGGAACGACGCCGCGGGCGAGUCGUUCGCGGCGCAGUUAGUGACGCUCGACAGCGACAAAAUGGCCGGUGGCACUGUUAGCGGUCCGCCGCUGAAGGACUCGUUCGAUCAUGAUUCUUUGAUGAACGUCACGGAGCAUCAGUUGCGUAUUAAGCAGUUCGAGGAGGACUUGUUUGGGAAACCGGUGGAGGUAAACGUUCCGACAACGAAGAGGAUCGGCGAACAAUUAACGCCGCCGAGUUCGAGAACUGUGAACAGGAGUUCGAAUAUGCAGAAUAUGGACGCCGAACACUCGGACGAAGAAGACGACAUUGUCGAGAACACUCCCGACGUAAAGACGAAAAACUUGCAAGCGAUCAACUCGACACUGCAAGAAAACCCGAUGACGUCGCCGGUGUCGCAUAUAAACGGGGACCGCGCUGCGAGGACCCCACCAUCAGUGAGUGGAGGAAGCUCGACCGCCAGCAGUACUCUGAGCAAGAAAAACAUACGUCCUAUCUAUCAGAGCACGCCAAGAGUCUGCGAACCGGCGAAGAACGAUUGCGCCCCGGUUGUCGGCACGUCAGGAAAGAAACCGAAACCCGCUGGAAAUGUAAACAUGUCGCUGAACAGAGGAACGAGCACGACAGCCAGGACCAAUGGAGCGAGCAUCAAUCAGCGGGGAGCGAGCAGGCAAAAACUGCGUUUCAUUUGCAGCGGUUUGCAGCCUGCACAGAUCGAGCAGGUAAAAAAGUUCGCUAUCCUGGCGAACGCGGACUACCAGACUCAGUUCGAUCCGAGCGUAACGCACGUGAUCGUGAAGGAGGACAAGGGGAACAGCGCUAGCAAGACGCUCAAGUAUUUGCAGGGUGUUGCGCACGGGAAGUGGGUCGUUGGUUAUCAGUGGGUGAUCGACUCGCUGAAAGAAGCGAGACCGAUUAACGCGGAGAAUUACGAGGUGGUCGAUUGCGGGACAUUCGAAGCUGGACCCCGGAGAUCCAGGCUGAGGCAGAAGGGUCUGUUCGAGGGAUUCGUCUUUCUUUGCAUCGGGCCCUAUUCGGGCGUCUCCGUUGAGCAGUUCCAGGAGUUGCUACGUGCUACUGGUGGCACUGUAGUCGACACGGUGGAUGCCACAACCACCGCCAAGUCACGGCUGAAGAUCAUAGUGAUCCAGGCAGACAAGUACGAUUACGAAAUCAUUGGGUGGCACAAGACGACCCGUGGCGUGCCGGUCGUCCACGACUGGGUGGUAGAAUGUAUCAGUCAGUACAGGCUGAUAUCCUUCUAUCCAUACCUGUUGGAGUUGUCGCGACAGGACGUGCUCGCGCUCGGUUACCCGGAAUAUCUUGUCGAGGAAGAUCCCGAAGACUUGGAAUCCUCGUCUGAGGAUACUAUGUGACGCUGUGUCAAUAGAAUGAUUGCUGUCGCCGCAAUCGGUGACAGUUUAUGC